GACAGCGAGCUGCUGUUGUGAGUUGUGUUGUAUAGAAAGCGAGGCUGAUGGUCGGUAUGCUGUGAGUGGCCGCACAUCCGCUCCAUGAUCAGCGAUUGAGGGUGUCCCAGCAUGCCGUGCACCUGCGGGAACUGGAGGAAGUGGAUCAGACCUCUGGUGGUCUUACUCUAUAUUUUGGGGCUGAUUGUAGGUGUCCCAAUAUGCAUCUGGAAGCUACAGAAGAUGGAGGUUGGUGUGCACACCAAGGCGUGGUUUAUUGCUGGGAUAUUUGUUCUUAUGACCAUACCAAUAUCUCUGUGGGGUAUCUUGCAGCAUUUGGUUCAUUAUACACAGCCAGAGUUGCAGAAGCCCAUAAUCAGGAUACUGUGGAUGGUGCCAAUUUACAGUGUAGACAGUUGGAUCGCUCUGAAAUAUCCUGACAUUGCUAUUUAUGUUGACACCUGCCGAGAAUGCUAUGAGGCUUAUGUCAUCUACAACUUCAUGAUUUUCCUUUUGAACUAUCUAACAAAUCGUUGCCCAAAUCUGGCAUUAGUUCUUGAAGCCAAAGACCAACAAAGACAUCUUCCGCCUCUAUGCUGCUGUCCACCAUGGGCAAUGGGAGAUGUGCUAUUGUUCAGAUGCAAGCUGGGCGUGCUUCAAUAUACUGUGGUUCGGCCUGUCACAACUGUAAUUGCCUUGAUUUGUCAGCUGACUGGAGUAUACGGAGAAGGUGACUUCAGUGUAAAAAAUGCCUGGACUUACUUGGUUAUAAUAAACAACGUAUCGCAAGUGUUUGCUAUGUAUUGCCUUGUUCUGUUUUAUAAAGUACUCAAAGAAGAGCUGAACCCCAUUCAGCCAGUUGGCAAGUUCCUGUGCGUCAAGAUGGUUGUGUUUGUCUCAUUUUGGCAAGCUGUAUUCAUAGCCAUCUUGGUAAAGGCCGGUGUCAUUUCCAAUACCUGGGAAUGGAAAAGAGUUCAAGAUGUGGCCACUGGUCUGCAGGACUUCAUUAUUUGUGUUGAAAUGUUCCUGGCUGCUGUUGCUCACCAUUAUAGCUUCACAUAUAAGCCAUACGUUCAGGAGGCUGAAGAGGGCUCAUGUUUCGAUUCAUUUCUUGCCAUGUGGGAUAUAUCUGAUAUUCGAGCCGACAUAUCGGAGCAAGUACGAAACGUUGGAAGGACUGUAUUGGGCAGACCCAGGAAAAUGUUUUUUAAUGACGACCCAGAACAAAAUGAACAUACAAGCUUGCUGUCUUCAUCAACUCAGGAUCCCAUAUCUGCAGCUUCCUCUAUACCACCAUCUCCAUCAGGGCACUACCAAGGGUUUGGUCAGACAAUAACCCCCCAAACUACACCCACCGCUGCAACUAUUCCUGAGGAACUCUACAGUGCUGACUCCCCUGAAGCAGAUUUACAAGUAGCAGACCACAGUAAGGUAUCGGAUGACAGUUGCAACCAUUUGGAUUCCUAACCCUUUUACAGUGCCUAACCAACAUGUUCUGUGUUGUGUAUUUUUAUACUUUUAAUGGCCUAGUGUAAGUGACAACUCGCUUUCCCUGCACAGAAUGAAUUGUCAAAUGUUGUCUGCGGCUGCCUGUGGGGACAGUGUUUCUGUCUGAAUACCAGGUUUUGUUAUUUUAUGAGGAUGAAAAGUAAUUCUAGCAAAGUUUUACUUUUUACCUUCUUGUUUUAAGGUUUGUAUUACAUUGAUGAAGAUGAUGAUCUUAGACAGAAACAAUAGUUUAGGAUGGUUUCUUUCACUUUUCCUUAAAGCACACUUUCAAAUAUAUCAUGUGGGUUCAGGAAUAGCUAGGGCAGACAACGAAAAGAAUGUAUCUGGAUUGAUCUGUGCUGCCCAGUGGUAAAACUGUCAGGUAUUCUUCAUGGCCCACCACUGAGUUUUCAAUAUUAUACAAAUAUAAAACCAGUGGGGUUAUGACCACAAAAAUGUUCUCCAUCUGUAGGUGGGUAUAUACCCCUUUAUAAAUCCCACCACCUUUACUGAGUUUUUGUUUUCUUAAAGCUUCAGACACCUUUCUCACUACAGACGUUAGAACAUUUGCAUUUGGGGGAAAAAGGCAGAUCUAGUCAUCUCCUAACUGUUGCGUUGCUUGACAAUACAUGUUAUGUUGUAAAGAACGAAAGCAAAAUAAUCUAAUAACAUAGAGACGAAUCUAAAGUAACAGUAUAACAAGAACGGUACAAUGCAUUCAUCUGCAAGGAACGCCAUUUGUUUUGGCAGCAUUCCUCUAUAGGCACAGAAUCUGAAGAACGGAACUGAUGCAGGAGCACAAGAGUCCAUCCUCUGAGUCCCUGAUCACUAUAUGGAGGUCUAACACUAACUUUAGGUCACGAGUAUGUUGUGAAAAGUUGAGAGAAAUUAAUUUGCAUAAAGUAUUAAACGCUUCAUCGCUGAUUCUACAAA
Messenger RNA from Xenopus laevis (African clawed frog), 2400 nucleotides. It is a transcript of the gene tmem184c.L, whose product is annotated as transmembrane protein 184C L homeolog. The record is from RefSeq and is marked provisional. Bases 112 to 1446 code for a protein of 444 amino acids. NCBI's taxonomy places the organism in Eukaryota, Metazoa, Chordata, Amphibia, Anura, Pipidae. Gene Ontology annotation, cellular component: membrane. Gene Ontology annotation, biological process: transmembrane transport. The transcript has 10 exons.